Messenger RNA from Thalassophryne amazonica, 1936 nucleotides. It is a transcript of the gene gpib, whose product is annotated as glucose-6-phosphate isomerase b. Gene Ontology annotation, molecular function: glucose-6-phosphate isomerase activity; carbohydrate derivative binding; monosaccharide binding. Gene Ontology annotation, cellular component: cytosol. Lineage: Eukaryota; Metazoa; Chordata; Actinopteri; Batrachoidiformes; Batrachoididae. The record is from RefSeq and is a predicted model, not a curated record. The coding region runs from base 42 to 1703 and encodes 553 amino acids. Gene Ontology annotation, biological process: gluconeogenesis; glycolytic process; glucose 6-phosphate metabolic process. The transcript is spliced from 18 exons.
CAGUCAGGACAACUGAGUGCAGCGGAGUCCCUGCUGGCACCAUGGCACUCACACAGGACCCGACUUUCCACAAGCUGCAGGACUGGCACACGGCCCACGCUUUGAGCCUCAACAUGAGGCACAUGUUUAAUGCUGACAAGGAGAGAUUCAACAAAUUCAGCAAAACACUGAAAACUGAUGAUGGAGACAUUCUUCUGGAUUACUCCAAGAAUCUCAUCACAGAAGAAGUCAUGAAGUUGUUGAUUGAACUGGCCAAGUCGCGAGGUGUGGAAGCUGCACGAGAAAGAAUGUUUGCUGGAGAGAAGAUCAACUUCACUGAGGGCCGCGCUGUGCUCCAUGUGGCUCUGAGAAAUCGCUCCAACACUCCCAUCAUGGUUGACGGUAAAGACGUGAUGCCACAUGUCAACCAGGUUCUGGAGAAAAUGAAGGGUUUCUGUCACAGGGUUCGCAGCGGCGAGUGGAAGGGAUACACAGGAAAGAGCAUCACAGAUGUGGUGAACAUUGGCAUCGGGGGAUCUGAUCUUGGGCCCCUGAUGGUGACUGAGGCUCUGAAGCCGUACUCAGAAGGUGGACCACGUGUGUGGUUCGUGUCCAAUAUUGAUGGAACGCAUAUUGCCAAAACUCUGGCACAACUCAGCCCAGAGACCACGCUCUUCAUCAUUGCCUCCAAGACUUUCACCACUCAAGAGACGAUUACAAAUGCUGAGUCAGCCAAAGAGUGGUUCCUUCAAAAUGCCAAGGAUAAAGCAGCUGUUGCCAAGCACUUUGCUGCCCUGUCCACAAAUGGCCCCAAAGUGAAGGACUUCGGCAUCGACACAGACAACAUGUUUGAGUUCUGGGAUUGGGUUGGUGGUCGUUUUUCCUUGUGGUCUGCAAUUGGAAUGGCCAUUGCCCUGCACAUUGGCUUUGACAACUUUGAGAAGCUUCUUUCAGGUGCUCACUGGAUGGACAACCAUUUCCGCUCAGCUCCUCUGGAUCAGAACGCACCUGUCCUGCUUGCUAUGCUGGGCAUCUGGUACAUCAACUUCUUCCAUGCUGAGACACACGCCAUGCUGCCCUAUGACCAGUACAUGCACCGCUUUACUGCCUACUUUCAACAGGGUGACAUGGAGUCAAAUGGAAAAUACAUCACUAACCAAGGGGCUCGUGUAAACUACCACACUGGGCCGAUAGUGUGGGGAGAGCCGGGCACAAAUGGACAGCAUGCUUUCUACCAGCUCAUCCAUCAAGGAACACGUAUGGUGCCAGCUGACUUCCUCAUCCCAGCACAGUCCCAGCACCCCAUCAGAGACAACCUGCACCACCAGAUCCUGCUGGCCAACUUUCUGGCCCAGACAGAGGCUCUGAUGAAGGGUAAGACCACAGAGGAGGCCAGGAAGGAGCUGGAAGCCAGUGGACUGAGUGGAGAGGCUCUGGAAAAGAUCCUGCCACACAAAGUAUUUCAAGGAAACAGGCCAACCACCUCUAUCAUUUUCAAAAAACUGACACCGUACACACUUGGAGCGCUUAUAGCGAUGUAUGAACACAAGAUUUUUGUCCAAGGUGUGAUGUGGGAGAUCAACAGCUUUGACCAGUGGGGUGUUGAACUGGGCAAACAGCUUGCAAAGAAAAUCGAACCAGAGUUAAAGAGCAGUACAGAUAUCCAGUCUCAUGAUUCCUCCACCAAUGGUCUCAUCAACUUCCUCAAGAAGAACUUUGCCUGAGUCCAAAAAGUUAUUAACCAGCAGCACGUUUAUGCUCGGAUAGAAGACUGACACAGACGGCUGGCUGGUCAAUCCCACAUUAUCAACUUUGUAAUACCAGUAUGUCUUUCUGUGUUUUCUAUUUUUGUGUAGGGAUUUUUUUUAAAUCAGUUCUUUAUCAGUAUGGUGCAUUCUGUUUCUAUACAGCCACAAGGAAUUUACAGUAACUUCUGGAAUAAAUAUCUUGAAACAGU